Molecule: messenger RNA, 1901 nt
Organism: Photinus pyralis (common eastern firefly)
Lineage: Eukaryota; Metazoa; Arthropoda; Insecta; Coleoptera; Lampyridae
Product: lysoplasmalogenase-like protein TMEM86A
Exons: 6
Coding region: 208-936 (242 amino acids)
Cellular component (GO): membrane
Source: RefSeq, a predicted model, not a curated record
UUUUCUGUUAUUCUCUUGAGUAACGCGAAUGUGAUCGAAUUCCCCUGCAAGGGAAAAACAUAUGCGUGUUUUGUCUCUCAGCUGAUUUUGACGUGUUUUGCUGUCAGCUGUUACUUUUUUCCGCUUCCGGUGUUAAUUCAGCAAAUGUUGACUAUUCGUUUUGUAAUUUUACCUUGAACUUCAGUUUUACUAAAGGUAUACGGUGCAAUGACUUCUGUUGCUCAUAUGAUUAAAGGCAUUGGCCCAAAGUUGGUCCCAUUCUUUAAAACUUUGGCCAUAUACUUCGUUGUAUUUAUACCGCACGAUCAGCCGUCAGUAUUAGCGACUAUUUUGAAAUGUCUACCGUCAAUUGGGCUGAUAGUAUUCGUUAUUUUGCAUACGAGAAGCACCGGAUCAGACUACACUUUUUCAAAGAACAUAAUCGCAGGAUUGCUGUUUGGUUGCAUAGGUGACGCCUUUCUGGUGUGGCCCGGAUUUUUCGAGGCUGGAGUUUUUAGCUUCUCAAUCGGACACUUGAUGUACAUUCGUGCUUUGGGUUUUAAACCGAUGUGCCCUCGAACCGGGUGUGUGUUUUAUAUUUUGGGUGUUUUAGGUGUACUAUUCUAUUGGCUCAAUAUACAGGGAAUAUUAAUAUUAGGCGCGCCACUUUAUGCUGGUGUAAUUAUGACGAUGGUGUGGCGAGCUGCCGCGCGAAUACAAACCGCCGAGAAUAACUGGUGCAGGAUGUGCACAUGCCUUGGGGCGAUUAGCUUUGCUGUGUCUGAUUUUUGUGUAGCUUACAUUCAAUUCGUUGGCAAGUUUCCCUAUGAUCAGCUCAUUAUUAUGACGUUGUAUUAUGCCGGCCAAUUUGGACUUACACUAAGUGUAUUAGAUUCAACUUUGGAAGAAUCCCAAAAGUUGCAAGAAAGGGUUACAGAGCAUGUAAAGAUAGAUUAAUUAAUUAUGAUUUAAAACUGAAGCAGACAUGAGUAGGGGUAUUAUAUUUUGCAUUGUCUAGUGUCUCUUUACAUGAUGCCCUGUGGAAUGAUGUUAGUAAGUUUAUUACCUACUAACAAAACAAACUUUUUACCUUGCAAUAUUGGGGAAAGAGUUUGAAUUUGACUUUAUGAAGGUCUUCUGUUGUGAUUUUAAAUGCUGCUGAAGUACCUACCUAGGUACCCAAUUUGUCAAUUUUCAAAAUGAUUACUUCUCUGCAACGUCAAUUAGGCUAAGUAUGACUGAUGAAGCAGUGUCUAGAACUAAAUAACUCCAUUUACUAUUGGGGAGCUUACAAUAGAUACAAAGGCGAUUAUCUACUUCCAUCUGUACCCUAUACGAUAAGUUGGUUGCACCUUUACAUCACUAGUCUGUGAACCAAUUUCAAAUGACCUAUACCUACUUUAAUUCAUGUACCUGGAUACAUUACAGUUUAUAAACCCCUGUUUACGAAAUACUUCUAAAUAGUUAUAUUGUGUGGAAUAAAUUUUAGAAUCGAUAAUCUGAUCGACAUUUUUGUGAAUUUGUAGUCUAAAAAUUAAACAUAUCACAUCUUGCAUACUGAGAUUCAUCUUGACGUUAGUGAUUUAAAUUUACAGUUAAAGAUAUCACUGCCAUGUUUUUUUAUUUUGCAUUAAUGCAAAACUUAUUCCAAAUUUGUCUUGGAAAAAACCUGAUUAUCUCCAAUAGUAUGAUUACAUUUACAAUUCUGCAGAUUACCUAGUUUUAAUUUAGUAAAUAGAUAAAUAUAUAUGAAGGUGUCUUCCUUACAAAAUUGCUCCUUCAUAUUGUACUCAAAUGUGUAAAAGUACAAGGAAGACGCAGGCACCUCGCCGAUUAAUCAAAAGGUGACAAUUUAGUCAUUGAUUAAAACUGUUACAUUUCAGCUUCCAUUUUGUGUGAUAGACACGGUUUUUACUUAGUGU